Molecule: messenger RNA, 3183 nt
Organism: Phacochoerus africanus (Common warthog)
Lineage: Eukaryota; Metazoa; Chordata; Mammalia; Artiodactyla; Suidae
Gene: SLC35E4
Product: solute carrier family 35 member E4
Exons: 4
Coding region: 1082-1942 (286 amino acids)
Cellular component (GO): Golgi apparatus
Molecular function (GO): antiporter activity
Source: RefSeq, a predicted model, not a curated record
CCCGGUGGUCCAGCUCUUCUGGAUGCUGAGGUCCCACGGGAUAUAACUGUGGCCCCGAGGCCCGUCUUCGAAGGAGGUCUCCCGGGGUGGGUGUCCUUGAAGAUGGAAUCUCUGGAGAGGCUAGGGCUCUUUAUCAGGCUCCCUCAGAAAGAUACCCCGUGGUCUCCUGCUCUGUGUUCGUCUCUAAGAGGCUUGCCACGGCACUAGGUGGGGAGGGGCCUGAUCCCCCACCAGUAGGGUAAAUGGGAACAGACUGGCUGACCACUCCCGUAAGGGGGGCUCUGCUGGCGGAGGGAACGCUAGGCGGAUGAGGGAGAGACGGAGAGUCGGCAGCUUGUGGGCGGGGCCUAGCCAGAGGUGACGCCCGAGGCUCAGCCCAAUUUUCCGGGUGGGGCGAGAGGGGCGGCCGCGGAGGCGGGGCCUAGAGCGUGGAGGGAGCCUUGCCCUCCGCCCGAGCCUGGCGGGAUCUGCCGCCGCAGCCUGAACCGCAGCCGGAGCCGCUUGGAGCCGGAGCUGGAGCGCAGGCCCUGCCGGAGCCGAGCUGAGCCGAGCUCGCCGCUGGGCACCGGCCGGAACAGGGGCCCGCGUAUCAGCCCGCUUCAGGGCCUGGGCGCUAUCGGAGGCAGCGAGCCCCGACAACCAGCACCGCCCGGCUCAGGAGCCCGGAUCUCCCCUUCAGGCCUGCGUACAGCCUGAAAACGCAGGAGAGUCCCGGGGUUUGGACUGAAGAGAAAAAGGAGUAUUCCGUCUAAUCAUAGCGGGCACUAGGAGGGGAGAAGAGUGGAGACUUCGCCUGGCACAGGGCAGAGGUGCCCUGCACUUACUAGGCCAGGCUUGAGCACCAAAGAGCCUGGCAUCCUAGUAGAAGCGACCUGGGCUCUGCCCUGCCUGAGCCGGGAACGCAGCAUAGCUCCUGGACAGCCGCUGGCACAGGCCCAGCACAAGAAGCAGUGCCCUCACCUGUCAGAGACACGGUGGGAUCCGAGGACUCUGGAUCUGGCCCGACCCAGAGUGGGGCUCUCUGGUGACUCAGAGCUGGUCACUGGCGGGCCGGCCUCCUGCCCCAGCCCCACUGGUACGGAUGUGCCGCUGCCCGCCAGAACACCAUGACAGCAGGAUGACCUCAGCUGAGGUAGUGGCACUGGCUGGCGGGGCUCGGCUGGCCGGGUCCCCCGAGUGGCCCCCAGACACACCCCAGGCCCUGGGGCGGCCUGGCCGGGCCCGGGUGGCUGUGGCAGCACUGGUGUGGCUGCUGGCGGGAGCCAGCAUGUCAAGCCUCAACAAGUGGAUUUUCACAGUGCACGGCUUUGGGCGGCCCCUGCUGCUGUCUGCGCUGCACAUGCUGGCAGCCGCACUUGCAUGCCACCGGGGAGCCCAGCGCCCCAUGCCUGGCCGCACCCGCCGCCAGGUGCUGCUGCUCAGCCUCACCUUUGGUACCUCGAUGGCCUGUGGCAAUGUGGGCCUGAAUGCUGUGCCCCUGGACCUGGCACAGCUGGCCACCACCACCACGCCGCUGAUCACACUGACCCUGUCCGCACUGCUGCUCGGCCGCCGCCACCAUCCGCUGCAGUUCGCUGCCAUGGGCCCGCUCUGCCUGGGGGCUGCCUGCAGCCUGGCCGGGGAGCUCCGCACACCACCAGCUGGCUGUGGUUUCCUGCUGGUGGCCACCUGCCUCCGUGGCCUCAAGUCCGUUCAGCAGAGUGCCCUGCUGCAGGAAGAGCGGCUGGAUGCGGUGACCCUGCUAUACGCCACCUCGCUGCCCAGCUUCUGCCUGCUGGUGGGUGCGGCCCUGGUGCUGGAGGCUGGUGUGGCCCCGCCGCCUGCCCCCACCGACUCGCGCCUCUGGGCCUCACAUAACCUCUGCCACCUACCUGCCUCCACUGAAGGCCACCUGUUAAAAAACAUAAGGUCCCUGCCUGGGCUGGAGAGAGCUGAGGCCUAAUCCUGCUCUGCCCGCCUCACCAUGAACCUGGGUUUAGUCUGGAUCCUACAUGGAGGAGAAAUUGAAGGAGCUUGAGACAGGAGACUGAGAGACCAGGGAAGAACUAUUGUGGUCCACCGAGCAGAUGACAGCUGGGACAGUGUCUUGGGCGUAGUGCAGAGUACCAUCGGUUGUACUCAUUUGUGGAAACAGGUUAGCCCCAAACCUUAUGGCUUAGAGCAAUGAACAUAAACUAUCUCCAUUUUCUGUGGAUCAGACAUUUGGGAGCGGCUGAGUGGAAUGGUUCUGGCUUGGGGUCUCUCAUGAAGUUGUAGUCAAAUGUCAGCCAGGGCUGCAGUUGUACAAAGGCUUGACAGGGCUGGCAGGUCUCCUUCCAAGCUGAGUCAUCCACAUGGCUGUCAGCAGGAGGCUGCAGCUCCUUGCCGUGUGGGCCUUUCCACAGGGCCCCUUGAGUGUCCUCAUGACAUGGCAGUUGGUUUCCACCAGAGUGAGUGAUUCAAGAGAGCAAGAAGUCACAAUGGGCUUUUGGAUCCCGUUUCACAAGUCACACUCCUUUCGCUAAUAUCUUCAUUUAUUAUUUAAUUUGAAUUAUUGUCAUUUCUCUAAUGUCUUAUUGGUCCCAAGUCAACCCUAUUCAGUGUGUGUCCUCCCACCUUGACGACCAAGGGCAGGAACCAGGAGAGGAUGGUGAGGUCACCCCUGAGGCUGGCUACCAUAUCAGUGAAUGCUUGUGGAGUCAGUGAGGAGGACGCAGUCUGGGGCCGUGGGGAAUUAGUUCAGGAGCUUCCUGCUCCAGGGGGCAUCUUGUUAGCCACACUUCUGCAUCUCUCCUGACACAGCACCAUAGAGUCCUGGCCCAUAGCAGGCACUUGGCAAGUGCUUCUCUCAGUGAGGGCUGGAGGUUCCUCUCUCUGCUCCCAACUGCAGAUAAGGAGAAGACCUGGGCUCCUCGGUCUGGUAGGUGAAGCUGUGGAUCACUAGUGUUUCCAUGCCCACUCCCCAUGACCCUUCCAGCUCUAUCAGCCACCUCUGCUCCCUGGGAGUCUGAUGGAACCUUCCUAUAUCUAGGCCUCCUGCCCCCUCCUUACUGCCAUGAUACUCAAGUGCCCCUCCUGCCUUCUCUAAACACUGCCAGCAUCCCAGCUGGAUAGAUUCUGGCCCAGCAGUACCUGCUACCUGGGCUGGGCACUUCUCUUUCUACGUUUUUCUUUUUUAGGGCUUCACCUGUGGCAUAUGGAAGU